Messenger RNA from Melampsora larici-populina 98AG31, 1101 nucleotides. RefSeq lists its product as uncharacterized. The transcript has 8 exons. Bases 1 to 1101 code for a protein of 366 amino acids. The record is from RefSeq and is a predicted model, not a curated record. Lineage: Eukaryota; Fungi; Basidiomycota; Pucciniomycetes; Pucciniales; Melampsoraceae.
AUGAUGACGUCCUUGUGGCAAUCCAUUGAAACUUUAGGAUACGACGCCAUCGAUCGUGGUUUGAUACCUGAUUUCAUUUUACGACCGGCUAUUCGGUUUAUCUGUAGACAAAGACUUUCAAGUUUGAAUCAAGGAUCUGAGGAAGAACGUCAUGAGAGAAAGAUGGGAUUUAUUGAAGGACUUCGGGGAAAACCAGUGGCGAUUGAACAAACAAAAGCCAACGAGCAACACUAUGAAGUUCCAACAGAGUUUAUCAAAUCUUGUCUAGGCUCACACAUGAAAUACUCUUGCUGUUUAUUCCUUGGUGGUCAAGAAAAUCUAGACCAGGGAGAGGUAUUGAUGUUGGAGGAUUAUUGUGGUAAAGCUAAAUUAAAAGAUGGGAUGAAGAUUUUAGAUUUAGGUUGUGGUUGGGGUAGUCUAUGCCUUUAUCUUGCACAAAAAUAUCCAAAAUCACAAAUCACUGCUUUAAGUAAUAGCCGCACACAAAAAGUUCAUAUAGAUUCCUUGGCACAGGGGAGACAACUCUCGAAUUUGAAUGUGGUCACUGGUGACGUGAUGAGUUUUGAUUUUCCAUCUUCGAACUCCUUUGAUCGGAUCUUGUCUAUUGAGAUGUUGGAACAUAUGAAAAACUACGAAUUUUUGUUCAAAAAGGUUUCAACCUGGCUCAACCCGGAUGGAUUGUUUUUUGCACACGUCUUUUGUCAUACAAUACAUCCUUAUCAUUUUGAGUCAGAUGAUGGCUGGAUGGCGCAAAACUUUUUCUCAGGUGGAACAAUGCCUUCACUUGACCUGUUUGCAUACUUUCAAAGAGAUCUCGUGUUGGAAAAGUCUUGGUAUAUCAAUGGGAAACAUUAUGGUCGCACUUCGGAGUUAUGGCUCAAGCAACUCGAUGCAAAUGCACCUAUGUGGUUGAACCAAAGAAGAAAAGAUGCUAGUACUGCUCUCAAUGGGAAAUUCUCAACUGAACAAGAAAUCAAAGAUAUGGAGAAAACUUUCUAUCGAUUCAGGACGUUCUUUAUAGCAGUUGCUGAAUUUUUCGCUUUGGACGAUGGUAAAUCGUGGGGAGUGGCGCAUUAUGUAUUCAAGAAAAAAAGUAGCUAG